AUGGAGGAUGUUGAUGAUGUUGAGCGCCGCAUCGUCAUUUCCGAAAAGCACGGUAACAAUGGCUCUGAUCGUGAGGAGCCCAUUAUCUUGAAAGAGGAGGAAGAAGCCGGCUAUCAAGCUACAGCUCCGGCGCCCGUCGGUAACGCGCCUCCGGAUGGAGGUCUACGGGCAUGGCUUGUGGUUGUGGGAGCUUGGUGCACGUCGUUUUGUAGUUUUGGGUGGAUUAACAGCGUUGGUGUAUUCCAAGACUAUUACGAAGCUACAAUUCUCAAAGACUACUCGACUAGUACCGUCUCAUGGAUUCCGUCCUUGCAAAUCUUCUUCAUGAUGGCCCUGGGGCCAAUUAUCGGUCUCAUCUAUGACAAAUACGGUCCUCGUUGGCUCAUUAUUGGCGGAACGUUUCUUCAUGUCUUUGGCUUGAUGAUGACAUCUAUUUCACAUGAUUACUACCAGAUUCUCCUUUCCCAAGGAGUCUGCAGCGCUAUCGGCGUUUCUGCCAUUUUCCAGCCAGCUCUCAAUAGCAUCGCCACCUGGUUCACCACGAAGCGCGGCGCUGCCUACGGAAUUUUGGCAACUGGCUCAAGUUUGGGAGGUGUCAUUUUCCCCAUCAUGGUCAGCCGCUUGAUUGACGAGGUCGGCUUCGGCUGGUCUAUGCGAAUCUCAGCCUUCUUAAUCCUUGCUCUCCUCAUUAUUGCCAUCAUCACAGUUAAAACGCACAACCCACCAAAAUUCCAGCCUAUCACUGUGAAGCGAAUGGUUACCCCUUUUACCGAGUUUCAAUUUUUCUGUCUUUCUAUGGGAUUAUUACUAUUUACCUUUGGACUGUACACUCCGAUCAACUACAUCUCUGUCGAGGCUGCUGAAGCAGGGAUGGAUCCCAACCUAGUGCUAUACCUCAUUCCUAUCCUAAACGCUGGAAGUCUAUUCGGUCGUAUAUUCUCCGGCUACGCUGGCGACAAAUGGGGUCGGUACAAUGUCUUUAUUGGGGUUUGCUAUAUGGCGGGCAUAUUCGUUCUGGGCCUCUGGAUUCCCGCAUCAACAACUGCAGCGAGGAUCGCCUUUGCUACUCUUUUUGGCUUCUUCUCAGGAGCUUAUGUCGCUUUGAUCGCCGCCCUUGUUGUGCAAGUAUCGCCUCCAACUGAGAUCGGCUUCCGUACUGGUCUAGUGUUUCUGGCUUCGUCUAUCGGUGGCCUUACGACAAAUCCUAUCUCUGGUGCCAUCUUGGAGAAGCCUAUAGGAUGGCUUGGCCCAAAGAUUUUUGCAGGCGUCUUCUGCAUUGCUGGGACGACCUUUGUGCUGGCAGCAAGAAUCCACAAGACGGGAUGGAAGCUGCGAACCGUCUUCUAA
Molecule: messenger RNA, 1347 nt
Organism: Trichoderma virens Gv29-8
Lineage: Eukaryota; Fungi; Ascomycota; Sordariomycetes; Hypocreales; Hypocreaceae
Exons: 4
Coding region: 1-1347 (448 amino acids)
Biological process (GO): transmembrane transport
Cellular component (GO): fungal-type vacuole membrane
Molecular function (GO): transmembrane transporter activity
Source: RefSeq, a predicted model, not a curated record